Messenger RNA from Sander lucioperca (pikeperch), 7715 nucleotides. RefSeq names its product transcription activation suppressor a (gene tasora). Gene Ontology annotation, cellular component: heterochromatin; nucleoplasm. Gene Ontology annotation, molecular function: chromatin binding. The transcript has 29 exons. Gene Ontology annotation, biological process: protein localization to heterochromatin; negative regulation of gene expression, epigenetic. The record is from RefSeq and is a predicted model, not a curated record. Bases 202 to 6783 code for a protein of 2193 amino acids. NCBI's taxonomy places the organism in Eukaryota, Metazoa, Chordata, Actinopteri, Perciformes, Percidae.
CCAGCUGCAGUUACAUCUUAGUGAAGAAGACCUCAGCUCCCAGGAAGAGCAUGGCGCGGGUUAUGUGUUGGUUCGACUCCCUUCGCUGCGGAACCAGGAGGUAACAGCGGUGUCACCGCGAGAUCUAGCCGAGAAGCAGUGACGGCCUGACGGUUAGAAAGAGACGGUUAGUCGGACUCGGGUUGGUUGAGAAUCCAAACAAUGGACGACAACCCUGCUCGGAGGGAGGUAGCUCGUCCGAGGAGGAGGGCGUCUGCUGCUGCCGCGGAGGUUGGAGCUAACGUAAGCCUGCAAGAUGGCGAGGGAAUCGAGCUACAUUCAGCCAGAGAAACUCAAGCUGGUCCCGACAGACUGAGUGCUGCUGGCGGGAGGACGGAGAGGAGGAACUCGGGACCGCAGGUGGUCCACCAGAGACACAUGCCGAUGGAGCCCCUCAAGUUCCACAUCCCGAGGAAAACCAAGGAAAAGAGAGCUCUGUUCCAGCAUGUCUCCACUGAGUCCAGAGAGUAUGAAGACAUGAUGACCAUCCUGACUUCCAGCUACAUCGACACCAGCUCUGCUGGCUGCUUCACCUACUGCAAACCUCGGCUCGUCCACAGUGAGCUGCUGGAGAAAGAGUUUGUGGAGAAGAGGAAGGAGAUGAAGGCAGAUGGGAGGACAGACAAGGAGCUCGAGGAGAGCUACGGUUUCCUGUUGGCUGAUUCUGUCAAGCUGCCCUGUCUCUGUGAGAAGGGGCUGCUUGUGGGUCAGAGCUGGAUCACACUGCUGGGACACCCCAGUAAAGGAGUGUAUCUGUCCAGGUACUCGGACCUACUUCAGAUUAACCCCUUAAAUGUUGGAGUCACGGGGGAGAUAAUCAUCUUCAAAGUGAUGAAGGGGAAAGUGAAGAGCAUAUAUGAGAACAUGAAGAACGUUCUGGAUCCAACGCCUCGCUUUGACAGCCACAUCUCCAAGAACGCCAGCAAAGUCACAUCGCUCACAUCCUACCGCGCCUUCGAACUCACACAGCAAUACUUCUAUGAGUAUUCCUUCGACGAGCUGCUCCAGCGACCUCGCCAGGUGUGUCCGUAUGCUGUCGUCUCCUUCCAGUUCAAAGGAAAAGACUCUCCACUCCCCAGCAAGCCGCUGACCCCCAUCAGGUUGAACAGCCAAUCAGCAGAGGGGAGUAAAGAGCGGGCUCAGUUCACAGUGUGGACUGGAGAUUUGGUGAAAGGGGACCAGGUUCUCUUCCAGAUCUCCCUUCGCUCCUUCUCUCCUCCCUUCUUGCCCCACAGACUACCGGAGAAGUUGGAAAUCGGAUGGCUGAUGAAGCUUGACCAGGUGACCAAGCUCCUGCCCUCCGACCUGCUCUCGUACAGCCUCUACAACAGCAGCCAAGAAGUUGUGAAAAAUGGCCGUUGCUGCAGUCUCCUGGAGGUGACUGACAGAAGUCGAUCUACGACCAGCGUGACGAGACUGCUGCAGGAACUGGAGAUGAACAGAGUGGUUUUGGUGACUCAGCUUACAGACAGAGGCUUUCUCUUCCUGUUAUCCAGUGUUCAGAUGGCCACACCCUCUGAGCGAGGAGAGAGCUGGAAGAGGUGUCUUCAGGCCUUGUUUGUAUUCCCGGAGUCCAGAGAUGUGGCCAAAUCCACAUUAAGGUGUGCCUCCUCCUCCCAUGAUGCCUCAGAGUCGAUGUCUGGCAACACGGUGAUGCCGCGACUGAGCCAGUUCAUCCCAGUGCUGCACCAUGCCCUGGUCAAGGCCCGCGCCAACCCCCCUCCUGAGCUGUCUGCCGGGGUGGAGCGUCUGGCACGGGAAUACCUCGUCAGCCUGAACGAUGGCCUGGUUCGACAGUACCCCAUGAGCGAGUACGAUUCCAAACUGGACGAGCGAGGAAAGCUGUUUCCUGCUCCCAAACACCACCGGGUGAACAUGGACGGCUAUCUGCGCUCCUACCUGUACAGCCCAGUCCUCUACCUGCUGUCAGUGGCCCGGGCCAGGCAGAUGCUGGAGGCACAUUGUGGCCCAGAGGAGCCACAGGAGGGGAGGCUCAGGAAGAGCCGGCCAGGCCAGAGGGAGGCAGCCGGGAAGGAGGGGACCAGCAACGCUAGAGACGGACAGACCAACACUCAGAAGAUGCAGCAGCUGAUAGACCUGGUUUUGACCUGUAAGAGGAAUGCAGAGAAUGAGGUGAGGAUGGAGGAGGGAGGAGGAGGAGGAGGAGGAGGAGGAGGAGGGGUGAAGGUACCAGGGAGGAAGAGGAAAAGGGAACAGGAGACCGCAGAGAGGGCGCUUAAGUUCCUGAAGGCAUCACAGGAUCCCGGAAGACCCAGCAAGAUUCCAGUUGAGAGAAGCCAAGUCCCUGGCUCUCCUGGCUCUCUUGCGUCUGUGAUUGGCUCAGUGGGUUUGAAGGACGUUGAUCUGAGGGAAGAUGGAUCUGAACUAGCUGCGAGACUUCUCAGUCUGCUAACAGGUCUCAACCAGGCUGCCAGGGGAACGGCCAAUCAGAGCGUCAGUGAAGUGCCAGAGGAGGGGCAGAGGGAAUCCUGUCCAUUUGAUAAGUUGGCCACCAAGCUUGGUCUGCCCACCAACUGUGACAUUGACCUGAGGAAGCAGGAUGAGCUGGAGAUGGCGGGCAGCGUCAGUAGUUCGGAGGGAUUCAGUCCCAGCUCCCACAGCGGGGAGAUGAUUCACCACGGAGCAGCAGGAGGAGGAGGAGGAGGAGGCGGCCAGGCGAGGAGAGCAGCAGGAUACGAAGAGGCGGAGGAAGCGGGGGAGAUCCCUUGGGUUCUCAUCCCCAUUACAGGUCUUACAGGUGUGUGUUCACAGAGGUACACCCAGAGAGACCGAAACAUCCCUCAGGACCCUCGCUUCCAGCACCUCACCACAGCAACAAGCAUCACCACAGCAACCAAACCUCGCAGGAAGAGCCCCACCCCGUCUCCUGAGCGACGCAUUCCUCCUUCCCCCCUCCAGUGCCUAUCCCCUGAGCCCAGCCCUCCUCACUCCCCCUCCCAAUGCCCAUCACCCGACCCUAGCCCUCCCCAGUCACCCUCCCAAUGUCCGUCUCCAGAGCCCAGUCCGCCCCCUUCCCCGUCUCAGUGCCCGUCCCCAGUGCCCAGCCCUGCCCCUUCCCCUUCCCUAUGCCCGGACGUUCAGCUUGGCCGUUACCACUCACCCUCCUGGUGCCAGUACACGGAGCCUAAUGAGCUCAGCACGUUUAACAAGGACUACAGUGGUGCUAACGAGGAGCAGUUAUCCGCCACAGCCUCCAGGGAGUUUGCAGGGGUGUUCAAGGACAGAGAAGAGAAACCUCAGGGGAAGGAAAAGAAGAAUGAAGAGCCAUCCAUGUCUGCAUCUAUCGCUCCAGCUCCAGAGAGGACGACGAACCUCUCACCCCAACCUGAUGAGCGGGAGAAGGAAGUUUUGGAGGAGGAAAAAGAAUCUCAGCCAGUUGAGAAAGUGCAAAAGCGAGAACAAGAAGGGGUCGGCGAGGGUAAGAAAGACGAGAAGGAAGAGGUGGAAAUGAUGCAUGUGGUAGCUAGUGAUAGUGAUAAUGAGCAAAAAGGAGAAGCAACAGAACUCGUAGGCAGCUCUUUGUUUUCUCCUUCCGUCUCCUUACCUCCUUCUCGUCUUGACAACAUUGUGGACAAACAUUUGGGCGACUUCUCCUCUGAGAUACAGCUCCUCCUGCAGCAGCAGAGCAUUAAUUACAGCUUCCCCCAGUCCCCACACUCUAUUUCAAACACACAAGCCCCCGCACCUCAACACACACCCCCACACACCCUCAUAUCUCAGUUUUCACAGUAUGUGUCAUUCUACAACCCCUGCCCCCCGGUCCAGGACUACGUUAGCUCACUACAGGACAGCAUUGAGGGCAUUCUGACAGAGUUUAAUGACAGCUGGCCGAGCCACAAGGCCGGCACCAGCCGGACUGUUGUCGAUGACGCGCUGGCUAGCAGAGUUAGUGAUUUUGUGUCUAGCAUCCGAGCAGCUAAUGCUAAAACCGGCAGAGAUGAUGAUGGUCUCUGUGGUGAACUGACAGCUGCUGACGUCGGUGAUUCAGUCAGUCAAAAUCCUGCUCUCUCCAGAGGAGGUGAGGUGUGGCAGCCACAUACACUCACCAUACAGGUUCCUAAUGCUACAAACAACAGGAACCCCUCGACGUCUCAUGUCACUUUAUCUACCUCUGCGUCUGGUUCCAUCUACAAGCCUACUGAUGCCUCCGUCCUUAUUCCUCCUAUUAACAAGUCCCCACAAUCCCACUGGAACCCACAGCAAAGUCACACUUUGGAGAUAACUAGAACAGUCAUUCAUAACGCCAGACAAACGCAAGACAACAGCACUACCAGGACUGUGCAUUGUACCGCUGGUGUAGAAGGUGGGAGUAGUCUUGCAGGUGCAAACUCUGAGGUGACCUUGCCAGGGUUCAGCGGUGUCUCUAAGCCCUUGACAGAACCGUCUCGCCCCUCUGAGCUGCUCUCCAGUCCGCCCUCUGAAUCCAUCCCCGGUCCCGGCACAGGCCCAGCUCCCCCAGCCAUGGCCCUGAGCUCGCUCAUCAGCCAGCUGCAGCCAGAAGUGUUCAGCAGCCUGGUGGAGAUCAUCAAGGACGUCAAGAGAAACUCCUUGCAGUUCUACCUCCACAGCCCCGAGCCAGAGGACCAGGUUCAUGAGGAAGUCAAGGAAUACCUGUUGAAGCAGGGUAACAUGGAGCAGAGUCCUGUAACCUUUCUGAGCGAAGAAACUUCGGACAACAGACUGCUGGUCAUCAUCAAGAACAAAGACAUAGCUGGACACAUACACAAGAUCCCAGGUCUGGUGUCCCUGAAGCGACAUGCCUCUGUGGUGUUUGUGGGAAUCGAUACACUGGACGACAUCAGGAACAACAGCUACAACGAGCUCUUUGUUUCUGGAGGCUGCAUCGUUUCAGACGAGUUAGUCCUCAAUCCAGACUUCAUCACUCACGAUCGACUGGCUGCGCUGCUGAUGAUCCUGGAGCAGCACAGUUCUCCAGAGAGUGUCUGGAGGUGGAAGGUUCACUGCAAAACCCACAAGAAACUCAAAGAACAAGCCAGGUUCAGAAGAGAUGCAGCCAACCUACUGAACAUACUGUCAGCCUAUCACAAGCGGCAGAUUGUUGAGUUCCUCCCAUAUCAUCAGUGCGACAUGAUGAACCAUCAGUCCCCUGACCUGGACUGUCUUAUGGAGCUCCAGGCCCGAUACACACAGUACCGACACACAGUCUUCCUGACUGAGCAUCAUUUUGAUAAGUUCGCUGCCUACUCUAGUAGCGGCAUCAUCAUGGCCAAUAUUGAAGAGUUUCUGCACGACUUCACCAGACUGGUCGGUUACCACGAGAUGAAGGACAGGCAGCCAAUCAUAGAUGACGUGCUGGCUCCCAAAGGGCUCGGGAGGCAGCUGAGUCAUAGUGACGCUGUGUCAGGCUCUGAACGCUCUCCCUCUAUCUUCCCAGAACACAUCCAUCCCCUCUCCUCCAGUGAUCAACCCCAACAUCUCCUCCAGCAGUCCGGCUCCAUCGUCCCCACUCCCUCCAAUCUGUCUGACCAGCUCGUCCCGGACGCUUCCUGUAAGGAAGGUGUGCCACACCAUUCAGACACAGACUUUGAGGUUCUUCGACUGGCCAUCUCACAUUUACGGGCUGAGCGUCAGGCGCAGCUGCAGCAGCAGUUGGACUCUCAGGCAGAGCUGAGCAUCAACUCCCUCAAAAGCUCCCCUCCCAAUCUCGUUGGUACAGGUAGCGGUCACACCACCCCUCUUUUAGCUCAAGGAGGUCCCACCGAGUCUGUUAACGUCACUCAUGACAGGAAAGCAGUGGCAGCCACUCUGGAGUUAAUUCACUCAGCAUUACAGCAGGAGCCGGCAGAGGAGGAGAGGAGGAAGAACGGAGCAGAGGCUCCCACAGAGGGACGGACGAUAGGAGGAAGUAAAGGGGCUGGAGAUCAGAGAGAAGGUACUCCAGUGAGAGUGGUGGGGCUACUGGGAGAAAACAGGGCUCCCAGUAACAGUGACACUUCUAGCCUUUCGUCCAAUCAAAGCACAGCGGCCGUGAUGGCACCAAGUACCCAGACAGACUCAACCGAUGACGGCAGAGAGAAAGCAAAUCAAAAAGAAGAACCUGUAUUUCCCAAAACAGAUAAGCAUGCUGCAGCCUCCUCGAGUACCACAGCUCAGCCUGUAGAAGGCGACGUAACGAGAGACCAACAGUCAGGCCAGGAGCAGCCAAGAGGAGAGGGAGCACCACCUGGCAACAGCACUGUCAGUGGCACCAAGACCGUUAGCAGAGAGGGCGAUGGGCCUGACAAUCACAGCCCCCACCCAUCUUCUAUCACCGGUUCCCAGACAGAAGAGGAUUUUCCACAACUGUCUUCCACCGGCACAGACAGAAAACAAGAGGGAAAAUGGCAACCUGGAAAUGCGUCGGACUGCACCCCUGUCCCAGAACCACAACGCCUGCAGCUGUACAACCACAAGGGUGAAAAAUUCAACUAUACUACUCUGAAGAAUCCCCUGUCCUGGAAGGAUAUCACCUAUUACAGACCAGGAUGGAUACCGUGCCACCUGCCAUUUCUCAAGCCCGGCAACCGGUAUUGGGAACUGAAGGCUAACAGCACUGUGGUCUCCAUUGGCAUGGCACCGCCAUAUGGGAAAGGUCCGAAGAGGGUGGCCUGUGGAGUAAUCUGUUACAACCACUUCGAAGGCCCUUGGUGCGAGGUCCAGUCCUACAAUGGGGACGGGGUCUGUUUGCUCACCACAAGGCGUGGGUCCACCCAUCGCUUCUGAUGAGGCACGGACCACCGGACCGGGGGGCAGAAUGUGAGAGGAUGAAAUGAUGUUUACAGACGGUCCGAGCCAAGCGUGCAUUCUGCCACUGCUCACUGCACAAGCCAGAAAAAACUAAAGAGACUGACGAUGUUCUGAUAUAAGCUAUGUAUAAAAACGCAUGUAUACUCUGUGUAACCAAUGUUGUAUUAAUCAUGUAAUAUAAAGGGAGAACCUGGAAGAAGAGCUUAGAGAGACGGAGACAGCUCUCUUCACAGGAAACCUUGUGAAAUCAUGGAAUAGCAAUCAUAUAGGGCUGGGCAAUAUGGCGAUAUAUAUUGUCAAAUCAAUAUAAAAAUCAUAUAACUUAUAUAUUUCUCUAUAUCGUCUCUAUUGUGAAGUUGAAAAACCAGCAAACCAAACUGCAUUAUGACAAUAUUUAGUAACAUUUCUUGCACAUUAUGUUCAUUUUGCACUUAAUAAAACAAGAAAAUACUCCGUAUAUUUCAUUUAGCAAGUAUUUCAUUCACACAGGAGUUGUAGUGGGUACCGAAACCCAAGAAAGCUAUUAUUACAUUUUAAAUAUAUCGUUUAUAUUUGGCCUUAGCAAAAAAAAACAUGCCAUUUUUUUAAUGUCACAACUGUCGUUUUGUGCUGUUUUAAAAGUAUAGUUUUAGCACCGGUUUUGAGAAAGGAAAAAAAGAUAUCAAACUCUUCACGGGAGAAUACCGAAACUAGAAUAGAAUAUUUAUUUAUUUAAUAACAAGAAACGUAAACAUGCUGUGAUAUAUAUUGUCAUUGAGAUAUAGAACAACCUGUAUAUUGAGCUAGAAGAUUUUGGUUCAUAUCGCCCGGCCCUACAGUCAUAUUAUUUUUACUCUGUAUGGCAUUUUGUACAUCUUUUUAUUUUGCUUAAUAAAGCUAAAUAGAUCACUUGGUCUAUUGGAAGACAA